Fusarium mangiferae is the source of this 1983-nucleotide messenger RNA. RefSeq lists its product as uncharacterized. Lineage: Eukaryota; Fungi; Ascomycota; Sordariomycetes; Hypocreales; Nectriaceae. The transcript has 4 exons. The coding region runs from base 1 to 1983 and encodes 660 amino acids. The record is from RefSeq and is a predicted model, not a curated record.
AUGUCUGAUCACGGCUUACCAGAUGCACCUCAGUCACCGCGUGAUUUGAGCUAUGACCCUGAUAGAUAUGGGUGGGAGGAGAUAAUCGAAAACGGUCGGAAUGACCCAGACAGGCACAUCUGCCUACAGGACCAAUGCGACCUUUGUCUUGUCGAUAUAGCACCAGAUGAUUUGGCCAUUGCCGUAACAUGCGAAACACAUCUUCGCCCUUCAUACUGCACCAAGUUAUUCAGAUUUCCCGCCGCCAAGGAGGAGUUUCAACCUGAUGGAGAGGCGUGGAUUCUAUGCCGGGACGCUAAAUGCAAUCAGUCAACUGAAGCUGUGACGAUGCAUGCUUCCUGUUACCAACUCUUCUUUCAGCAUUACACCCAUGAUAACCCCCUCAACGGUGUAUGGGUUGCCACCGCAUGGAGACAUUACUUCAAUCCACGACUUGGCUUCAAGUUGCAAGACAACAGCCUCGUAUCAGUGAGCCCCUCGAUUGCCGAGUCGUUGGGAAUACCGCAGCUGGCUCAACUGCCCCCAAGCCUUGUCCAAGAUAUCAGGUCCAUGUCUCCUGAUAGUCAAGUUUGGGCUUACUUGGCUAUCAAGGAUCGUGCAGAGGGGAUUUCAUCUGCAGCUGGACGAGAUGACCUGUCUUGUAUGCUUGACAAAGUCGAGUCUUGGACUAGGGGCGGGGGUGCACCUGUGAUGAGCGACAGCUUUGCUGGGGAUUGGAGUUUUCGGGUCACGAUAGAUCGCCGCGGUAUACGCAACAUUGAAAGAAUCGAUGGUAUCUCUUCCUACGCAGGUUGGCGGAGUGAAAGCCUUGCCUUCGCUCUGAUACCCCCAGAUCAAGCAAUGAGAAGUUGUGUUGAUUUCAGGCUUGGAGCAGCUCGUCUUGAUCUGUGGGGUGGCAGGUCAGUCCUGUGGGAUACACCGAGUCCUCCUUCAGGGGGUAAAGUGUCAUGGUUCACCGCGUCUGGUCCAUCGCAAUUAAGCAAUGUGCGUCUGCGCACACUGGACUUGCGCAGCACCAGGGGUCUCACCUACCUCUACGUUGGGUCUUCUCUACGGGCUAUUCAUUCUCAUACGUCUCGCUUCCCAACUGCGUUGACGACAUAUGCGCGUUUGCCCGAACACGAUCGACAGCAUGUGGUUUGGGCUCAUGUCCCUAUCUCACCUAGCGAUCGAGUUAUCGGAUUAGGCAUACGAACAAGUGGCACGAAAGGUGGAUUCGCCUCACCCUCUGUUCUAAUUCGUACUGAGCUUGCUGGUGAUAUUGUCAUCGGCCCUCAGCCCAAGCCUGUUCACCACGACUUGCCUCUCGUCCUCAUUAAGGAUUACAGCUGCGAUAUUAUACCGGAGUUUUUCACAUAUGGUUUACCUGAUAUUGACGGUGAAUAUAUGCUUCUCGCGGUGGCAGGAGGGUCAUCUGAACCUAACGCAGAGUCCACACGUCGAUUCCCUCCCAAAACAUUAUCAACGAUAACCCACAGCUGCAGUUGUACUCUCCUCCAAACCCGGGUACCUCUCCAGGGGACCACCCGAAUUGAUGUAUUCACUUGCAAAGCCACGGGUUAUUGCAGAGGGAUGAUAUUUGGGUACGACGACGGGGCUCAGAGGGCUGUUGGUCAAUGCCGCAUCGGAAUUGACAAUGUAACCACCUACAUCAAUCCCACGAGGAUUUGUUACAGCGAUACGAUGCGGGCCCAUUGCUGUGACGGUGAUGAUGAUUGUUCCAACGAAGAACAUGACUCGGGGGAGGAGAUGGGAUGCACAGCGCAUCAAGGUUCCAGGGUUGAAUGCUACAGCGGCACAGAUGGCCAUCAUCACAACGACUGUGAUGAGCAUGUGGUCUGCGUACCCAUUGAAGGGUACCUCGAUUGCCACUGGGAUGACCGAUGGACUCGACUGGACAUACAAGAACAUGCCCCUGAAGCCGUUGCGGCAAUAAUGCAAGUGGAUAUGAACGGCAGAAAUCCCCGCGUAUUCACGGUAUAA